CAGGGAGCAAGUGUGGAUGAGCUUCUGUUUUCUCUGUGUGUGUGUUUUUUGGAACGGUCUCACAUGCGCACACACACACACACACACACACAUGCACAGAGCAAACAUAAUGGAUGUGUCGUCUUUGCAAAGUUUGGAGGAACAUUAACCUUUUUUUAAUAUUGGAGUUUUAUUAGAAUAUUUUUAGCAGGUGCUGUACAACCCAUGAGUGAAUCACGUGUUCAAAGGAGAGGAUUAUGAAGGGUGUAUUUUUACUGUUUUUCCUCAUAUUUAUAAAAGAGGCUCACUUCUACCGCUAUGGGAACUCCAACCACCUUCAGCCAUACAUGCCCAACGUAUGCACGGAGCAGGAGAUGCUGCUGGUGGCCCAGAGGCAGCCGUGUGUGCAGGCCUUCACACGCAUGGUCAAAGUGUGGAAGCAAGGAUGUGCGGGACAGUCAUGGUGUAUGGGAUACGAGAGAAGGACGGCAUACUACACGGCGUACAGACAAGUGUACCGACAGGAUUACCAGACCGUCUACAAGUGCUGCCAUGGAUGGUCGCAGCUCAAUGGAGAAGCCGGCUGCCUUUAUCCCGUGUGCAGCUACGGUGUGUGCUUCAAUGGGGGUCAAUGUCGGGAGGGGUCCACUCAGCUAUGCGACUGUCCUGCGGGCUUCAAUGGGCCCAGCUGCCAGUAUGAUGUGAAUGAAUGCGAGGAGACCAACGGAGGAUGUGAAGCUCUCUGCUGCAACACCAUCGGAAGCUUUUACUGCCGCUGUCCCGCUGGAUUCCAACUAGGCCAAGAUGCCAAAACCUGUCAAGAUAUUGAUGAAUGCCAGGUCCACAAUGGAGGCUGCCAGCACACGUGUGUUAACACCAGAGGCUCCUACUACUGUGAAUGUCACAUGGGGUCUCGCCUGCAUGUCGACGGACGCACUUGCCUUCCCGUCCACUCGUGCGCCCUCAGCAACGGCGGCUGUGAACACUACUGCAUCCAGCAGUCAGCCGCUCAAUUCCACUGCCGCUGCAAGCCCAACUACGAGCUGGUGGAGGACGGCAAGCACUGCAAAUUGCAAAAUCCCUGUGCUGAUCACAAUGGAGGCUGCAUGCACCAGUGUCGGGCUGAUGGCGGCAAGGCUCACUGUGACUGCAAAGCUGGGUUCAUUCUGGCUGAGGACGGACGGACGUGUGAAGACAUUGACGAGUGCCAGAUGGAAGAAACCAACUGUGCUCACGGCUGCCACAACACGCUGGGCUCCUUCGCCUGUGUCUGUAACACCGCCUACGAGCUGGGCUCUGAUGGAAAACAGUGCUACAGAAUCGAGAUGGAGAUUGUGAACAGCUGCGAGGACAACAACGGAGGAUGUUCACACCACUGCCAGCAUUCCAACAGCGGGCCGGUUUGCUCCUGUAACCAUGGUUACAGGCUGGAUGACGACUUUAAAACCUGCGUUGAUGUGGACGAGUGUGGCCAGCAGAGCUCCUGCUGCCAGCAGAACUGCGCCAACUAUCCCGGAGGUUACGAAUGCUACUGCUCAGCAGGUUACAGGCUCAACUCGGAUGGAUGCAGCUGUGAUGACGUUGAUGAGUGUCUGGCAGUCAAUGGCGGUUGUGAUCACAUGUGCCAAAACAACGCCGGCUCCUACCAGUGUUUCUGCCGACGAGGUUUUCGCCUGGACGAGGAUCGCCUCUCGUGCAUCUCUCUGGAAGAUGCAGUUGAAGCCCUGUCCAGCGGGGGCGCCAUUGAGCUGCCUCUGAUUCGCCCCCAGCUCACUUUGCUGCACGACUACAGCCAGCCUCUGGAGCGCUAUGACGACUAUGAGGACGAUGAGGGGGAGCUGAGGGCCGAGAGUAAUCUGGCUGAGAAGUUUGUGUGCUUGGACGAUACUUUUGGCAACGAUUGCAGUUUGACGUGUGAUGACUGCUCUAAUGGAGGCAAAUGUAAUCUGUGGAGGAAUGGCUGUGAUUGUCCCGAUGGCUGGACGGGAGUAAUCUGCAACCAGACAUGUCCAGAGGACUAUUUUGGUAAAAACUGCUCCUUCCCCUGUAAGUGUAAAAACGGUGGCAGCUGUGAUCCCGUCACCGGGAGCUGUCGCUGCCCGCCGGGGGUCAGCGGAGAGUUGUGCCAGGAUGGCUGUCCAAAGGGUUUCUAUGGCAAGCAGUGUAAUAAAAAGUGUAACUGCGCCAACAAUGGACGCUGCCAUCGCACCUAUGGAGCCUGCCUGUGUGACCCUGGACUCUAUGGACGCUUCUGCCACCUCCCUUGUCCAAAGUGGACUUUUGGUGCUGGCUGCUCAGAGGAGUGUCAGUGUGUCCAACAGAACACUCUGGAGUGUCACCGUCGCUACGGUACCUGCAUCUGCAAACCUGGUUAUCAAGGCAACGCUUGCAAGGAAGAGUGCAGCCCAGGAAUGUACGGAGGCGGCUGUGAGAAGAAGUGUGUGUGCCCGGUGGGUGUGUCAUGUGACCAUGUGAGCGGGGAGUGCCAACGAAAGUGCCCGCCGGGUCGGCACGGCGAGGGCUGUGAUCAAGACUGUCCUGAGAUGACAUUUGGACCUGGCUGCAUCCAUCCUUGUAACUGCACCGGCGCCACCUGUGACAAAGUGACAGGACAGUGCACGUGUCCAGCCGGCACGACCGGGAAGAACUGUGACAAAUUGUGUCCAGAGGGGUUUUGGGGCGUGGCUUGCUCAGAAACAUGUCCACUUUGUGACAAUGGAGGUGUGUGUGAUAAACACAACGGCUCAUGUAAGUGCCUACCCGGCUUCCUGGGAACACUCUGCCAGAACUCAUGUCCAAGCGGGCGCUUUGGCCAAGGUUGCCAGAUGAAGUGCAUGUGCGAGAACAACGCUCGUUGCGACACAGUGAGCGGGCGGUGCACCUGCGCACCCGGCUGGACAGGUCACAACUGCAGGAAAGCGUGCGACACAGGCCACUGGGGGGCGGACUGUGCUGAGAGCUGCCACUGUCAAAAUGGAGACGGAAGCUGUGAUGCUGUGACGGGCCUAUGCAACUGCGAGGCUGGCUACACCGGAACACACUGUCAUCACAAAUGUCCAGCAGGUAUGUUCGGUCUUGGCUGUCACCAUCGGUGUCAGUGUGACAAUCGGGCUUUGUGCGACCACGUGAGCGGAGCUUGUACCUGCCAGGUGGGAUGGACCGGAACAUUCUGCGAAAAGCCGUGUCCUCAAGGAUUCUUUGGAAUGGACUGUCAGGAGAAGUGUUUGUGUCUUAAUGGAGGCCGCUGUGACCCGGCCAGAGGGGUUUGCUCCUGUCCGAGCGGUUGGACUGGACCGUUCUGCAACCAAACGUGCCCGAGCGGUUUCUAUGGCGUCGGCUGCAACCAAACCUGCUCUUGCCGUAACGGCGGCGUCUGCCACCCGGCCGGCGGUCUGUGCGCGUGCACAGCGGGCUGGAGCGGUGCCAACUGCACAGAAGAAUGCCCUACGGGGUUCUACGGGGUGGACUGUCGGCACCGCUGCCUGUGUCAAAACGGAGCCGCCUGCGAUAAAGCCAGCGGGAAGUGUUCCUGUUCCAGCGGCUGGACCGGAACCGCCUGUGAGCUGGAGUGCACGGCGGGACGUUUCGAGGCCGACUGCCAGCGCGAGUGUGAGUGUGAAAACGGCGGCCAGUGCGACAGACAGACCGGACGGUGCAGCUGCAGCCUUGGUUGGAAGGGAGAGCACUGCCAGGAAGCGUGUGAGCCUGGCACGUUUGGAGCCCGCUGCAGGGAGACGUGUCAGUGUGGGCGCGGGGCGUCAUGCCACCAUGUCACUGGAGAGUGUCAGUGCCCACCUGGAUGGAGAGGAAGAUACUGUAACAAAGCAUGUUUGCCAGGUUCUUUUGGGCCGGGCUGCAUGCGGCGCUGCAACUGUGCUGCGGGUACGUCUUGUCACCAUGUGACCGGAGAGUGCGGCUGUCCUGCAGGACUCACUGGGAGCGGCUGUGAACAAAUUUGCCUUCCAGGAACGUUUGGGUCAAACUGCAAUCAAGUGUGUCAGUGCUCUGAGACCAACCAGCUCUGCCACCCAGUGUCUGGAUUGUGCUACUGCGCCCCAGGUUUCCAUGGACCCAAAUGUGACCAAACGUGCGGAGCGGGUCGUUACGGUCCAAACUGCGAGAGGGAGUGUCAGUGUGCCAACGGGGGCGUGUGCGUCCCGUCCACAGGCGCCUGUGAAUGUCCUGCAGGAUUCAUUGGCGCUCGCUGCAACAUCACGUGUCCUGACGGCCGCUAUGGAGUGGACUGUGCUCAAGUGGCCCGGUGUGGGGACGGAGGAGCUUGGAGCGACCCGGUGACCGGUCGCUGUGUGUGCAAGCCUGGGCGAAGAGGAGAACACUGUACACACAGCUGUCCUCCAGGCUGGUUUGGCUCGGACUGCGUGCGGCGUUGCAACUGCAGUAACGGCGCCGUGUGCCACCCAGUGACGGGCAAUUGCACCUGCAGCCUCGGGUGGACCGGCCCACACUGCGACACGGCAUGCCCGGCGGGUAAAUUUGGCGCCGACUGUCAGCUGACAUGCAAGUGUGAAAACAACGGGACAUGUGACAGAGUGAGCGGGACGUGUCGCUGCGGUCCAGGAUACUACGGACACGUGUGUGAGCACGCGUGUCCCCCCGGUCUCUAUGGACCGCUGUGUCAGCGGCAGUGCGACUGUGAGGACGGAGCUUCCUGUCACGCGGCGUCCGGUCAGUGCGUGUGUCCCGCUGGACGCCAUGGUGCUCGCUGCCAAAGAGUGUGUGAACAAGGCACGUACGGUCACGGCUGCGCUAAAGUGUGCGACUGUGACACCAACGCUCCGUGUGAUCCCGUGACAGGAAGAUGUCUCUGUGCAGCGGGACAGACCGGACACAGAUGUGACAUUGACUGCAGAGCGGAUCACUUCGGGCCUGACUGCAUGCAGCGUUGCGAAUGCAAGAACGACGCACCGUGCGACCGACGCAACGGACGCUGCAGCUGCCUGCACAGCUGGAUUGGCCUCUUCUGUCAGGAAGGUGCAGUACGUCACGUACGUCAGUGUUGUCUUGCGCCAAAGAUGGCAUGCUGCAUGUCCUCACGUCUUCGUGCAUCUCCUCAGGCGGACCUCCACGCCUCCCCCUGGAGAACGGCCUAGGAACCUCCAGACAGGACAACUCCUUAUAGCGCCGCCAUCUGGCGGGGGGGGGGUUACCGUCAAAGCUGGAUGGACGUUUGAAAUCCACGUGGGGGGAAAAAAGAGAGAGACUGAGGAGAUUCCACUUUGAGACACAAACUGAAUCAUGAAUUUGUCUUCUUUAAGGCCAAAGUGGACAUCACAGCAGGAGACAAACACGCUCCACACAGUUAAAUAUUUGCCUGUACAUAGAAUGUUUGGUUUUGUACUGAAAUGUGAUGCAGCCAUGUUGGCAAUUGUGAUGCAAUUUUUAACCCUCCCACACAAAAUCAGUCAAAAACUUAAAAUGUUUGUUUGACAGCUGACUGCUUCAAUUUUUGUUCAUAGUUUACCAAGCAGUGUGAGGGCCACACUAAAAAGAAAAAAACCCACACAAUUAAUGAGCCACAUUAUGAAUAAAGUUAAUUUUGUUUUAUUUUUUUUAAUGUGGAAAUAGUUGUAAUAUUACAAUAAUUAAAUAAAAAAGAAACAUGUCAUUUAAACUUAUCCAAAUACUUUUUAAUUCCUUUAAACAAACAUAAUUAAGAAAAUUUUAAUUAAAUUAAAAUGAAGACUGUCCUCAUAUUUUCGCUCAUUCAAAAAAAAAGUAUUCCCGUGAUGAUACUAUUUUAAGUGUACCACGUCUUCCUCAGAAAGACCUCCAAGUUAAAACUUUCACAACAUUUUUUUCCCUUGUACUCCAAUGAAAUAGUUUUUACAUCUAAAUACAAUAAAAUCACGUUAUAUUACUUUACAAUGUAUUCAAAUGAACAGUUUCAUCCAAAAAGUGACUUUUUUUUCUAAAAAAUGUACCACUUUAUCCACGGUGUAUGUUUUUAUUUUCAAAAAAUAAUUUGACAUGACAGUGUGAAAAAGUUUGUCCCCUUCCUGUUUGUCACGCUUAAAUGUUUCACAUCAAUCAAAUUUAAAUAUUAGUCAAUGUCAACACAACUGAACGCAAAAGGCAGUUUUUAAAUGAAACUUUUUGUUAAGGGAGAAAAAAAAUCCAACCUACAUGGCCCUGUUUGGAAAAAGUGAUUCCUCCCUGUUAAAACAUAACUUGAGAUUAAUUGAGAUAUAUCCGUCUAGAAGCCAUUUCUAAAGCUUUGGGACUCCAGCAAACUACAGUGAGAGCCAUUAUCCACAAAUGGCGAAAACAUGGAACAGUGGUCAACCUUCACAGGAGUGGUCGGCCAACCAAAAUGACCCCAAGAGCAAGAAAACAUUGCCAGAAAACAUCUUAAUGAUGCCCUAGACCUUUGGUAAAAGACUGUGUGGUCUGAGGAGACAAAAGUUGAACUUUUUGGAAGGUGUGUGUCCCAUUACAUCUGGCAUAUAAGUAAGGCCGCAUUUCAGAAAAAGAGGACCAUACCAACAGUAAAAUAUGGUGGUGGUAGUGUGAUGGUCUGGGGCUGUUUUGCUGCUUCAGAACCUGGAAGACUCGCUGUGAUAAAAGGAACUAUGAAUUCUGCUGUGUCCCAAAAUAUCCCGAAGAAGAAUGUCCGGCCAUCUGUUGGUGACCUCAAGCUGAAACCAACUUGGGUUCUGCAGCAGGACAAUGAUCCAAAACACACCAGCAAGUCCACCUCUGAAUGUCUGAAGAACAACAAAAUGAAGACAUUGGAGUGUCCUAGUCAAAGUCCUGACCUGAAUCCUAUUGAGAUGCUGUGGCAUGACCUUAAAAAGGUGCUUCAUGCUGGAAAACCCUCCAAUGUGGCUGAAUUAUAACAAUUCUGCAAAGAUGAGUGGGCCAAAAUUCCUCCACAGCGCUGUAAGAGACUCAUUGCAAGUUAUCACAAACGCUUGAUUGCAGUUGUUGCUGCUAAGGGUGGACCAACCAGUUAUUAGGUUUAGGGGACAAUCACUUUUUCCUCACAGGACCAUGUAGGCUUGGAUCUUUUUUCUCCCUUAAUGAUAAAAAGUUUGAUAAAAAUGAUAAAAAGUUUAAAAACUGCAUUUUGUAUUCAGUUGUGUUGUCAUUGACUAAUAUUUAAAUGUGUCUGAUGAUCUGAAACAUUUAAGUGUGAUAUGCAAAAAAAUAAAAAAAAAAUCUGGAAGGGGCAAACACUUUUUUACAUCACUGUAUUUAGUUUCAUUUUUAGUUUGGUACUAGUAUAAGUAGUUCGACACACACACACACACACACACACACACAAACAGCAAAAUGUCAGCAAAGAGGCAUGUUUUUGGUUUUGCCAUUGGUCAUUUUCUUUAAUGGAGAUGAAGCUGUACAUCCUGUCUAGAGUUGAGAUUCAAGCACAGUGCAGUUAGCAACGCCUGCAAAAGAAAGUUUAAAAAGAAAAUAGAAUAAAAAG
This is a messenger RNA of Dunckerocampus dactyliophorus (ringed pipefish), 7423 nucleotides long. RefSeq names its product multiple EGF-like-domains 6b (gene megf6b). NCBI's taxonomy places the organism in Eukaryota, Metazoa, Chordata, Actinopteri, Syngnathiformes, Syngnathidae. The transcript has 37 exons. The coding region runs from base 237 to 5090 and encodes 1617 amino acids. The record is from RefSeq and is a predicted model, not a curated record. Gene Ontology annotation, molecular function: protein binding; calcium ion binding; scavenger receptor activity.